Messenger RNA from Plasmodium gaboni, 2562 nucleotides. RefSeq names its product putative ubiquitin carboxyl-terminal hydrolase 13. Gene Ontology annotation, cellular component: cytosol; nucleus. Gene Ontology annotation, molecular function: zinc ion binding; cysteine-type deubiquitinase activity; cysteine-type endopeptidase activity. Gene Ontology annotation, biological process: protein deubiquitination. Bases 1 to 2562 code for a protein of 853 amino acids. The record is from RefSeq and is a predicted model, not a curated record. The transcript is spliced from 4 exons. NCBI's taxonomy places the organism in Eukaryota, Apicomplexa, Aconoidasida, Haemosporida, Plasmodiidae.
AUGGCUGAUAUUAAAAGUAUAAUAUCUUUAAUUUCUACAAUUGUAAAAGAUGAGCCUACCAAAGAAGAAGUAAUAUAUUUAGGAGAAUGCAGUAUAACAGGUCAUAAAGAUUUUUUUGAAGAUGGUAUAUUCAUCGAUUUAUUGUCCUUCGAAAGUUUCAGUUUGAAAUUCUUAAAAUGUAAUUAUAACCGAUUAAGUAAGUUAUCAAGUGAAGGAAAAAAUCACCGAUUUUACUUGAAUAUAAAAAAGAAGAAAAAUUUGUUAGAGAAUAUAGAAAAAAAAGUUAUAACCAAUUUGAAUAUUAAUGCGGAAGGUGGUUUUAAUGAAAACAAAGUUUAUGAAUAUGAAUGGGAAUAUUCUGUAUAUGAUAUAGAGACAGGUUUUUAUAUAAAAUUAGAAGAUUUGGAUGAACCUGUUCAGAAAAUAUGUAAAAGUAUAAUUAACCAUAAAAAUGAAGUGAAGAAAGAUAAUUUAAACAAAUGGGUAAAUGAUAUAAAAGAAAGUAAGUAUGCAAAAGAUUUAGUUCAGCUUCCAGGAAUAAAAAUAAAAAAUGAAAAUAUACAUUGUGCAGUUUGUAAAUCUACGAAAAAUAUAUGGUUAAAUUUAUCUGAUGGAUAUAUUGGAUGUGGACGAAAAAUUUUUAAUUAUGGAGGAGGAUGUUUAAAUAAUGAAGAAGGAGCAGCUUUAAAACAUUUUUACGAAAGUGGGAAGAAAUAUCCUUUAGUAGUUAAAAUAGGUACUAUUACAAAAGAUGGAGAAGCAGAUGUGUUUUCUUAUGCAGAUGAUGAAAAUGAUAGUGUACUCGAUCCAUAUAUAGGUGUUCAUUUAAAAAAUUUAGGUAUAAAUAUUAUGAAUUUAGAAAAAACAGAAAUAACAACUUUAGAAAAAGAAAUAGAAGAAAAUCAAAAUAUUAAUUUUUCAUCAAUUCUUGAUAAUAAUAUACAAACAAUAUGCCAACAAGGUAAAAUCGGUUUUGUCAAUUUAGGAAAUACAUGUUAUAUGAACAGUGCAUUACAAGUUUUGUUAUCUAUUAAAGAUAUUAGUUAUAGAUAUUUAAAUAAUAUUUCGAAUUUCUUAUUAACUUUAGAUUAUAAAAAAAAAACACAUGAUGAUAUAUUUUUACAAUAUUCAAAGUUAUGCUAUAUGAUAUUUGAAGAAGAUUAUAUUACUAAAAAAAAACAAUAUGUCAAAAAAUUCAAAACACAAUGUAAGGAAAGAAAUGUAGAAAUUAAUUAUGAUAGUGAUAUUGAUGAUGAAAAUUCGGUUAGUAUUAAUCCAUCCAUGUUUAGAAAUUGUAUUAACCAAAAGAGUAAUUCAUUUUGUAAUAAUAAUCAACAAGAUAUUUAUGAAUAUUUAUCAUACUUAAUUAAUGAGUUGAUAGAUAAUGAAAAUAACAUAUUCGAUCGAAUCUUAAAAGUUAACAAUAAUAAAAGAAAGUUGAAUGAAAUUAAUAAUGAAACAGAUGAAAAAGUAAAUCCAAAUGAAUUGCUCACUACAACUUCACCAUCAAAUAAUGAUUCUAAUGUAACAAAAGAAAGAUCACUUUUUAAUUACUUCACAUUUGAAAUUGAACAAAGAAUAGAAAGUGAAUCAAAUCACCAAAGUAUUAGUUCUUUUCAAAAUAAUAUAUUAUCAUUAGAUAUACCUUUGGAUAGUUCAUUAUUAAAUGGAGAUGAAGAAAAAUUAAAAAAUAUUAAUAUAUCCUUAUUAGAUUGUUUAAAUAAUUAUGUUAAAAAUGAUAACAUCGAUGAAUAUUAUUGUCAAAAAGAGAAAAAAAAAAUACAUGCACAAAAAUGUAUGAAAUUUAAAACAUUCCCACCUUAUCUUUUUAUCCACCUUAAGCGUUUUUAUGCAGAUGAAAACUGGUCAGCAAAAAAAAUUAAUAUUGAAGUUAAAACAGAUGAACAACUAAAUUUGGAAUUCAUGAGGGUUCCACAAAAUUCUAGUGAUGUUAUAAAUGGACAAAAGGAACAAGAAACGAGUCCAGGUGACUCCAUGUUACAAAAAGAAAAUAAUCUUUUGGAAAAUCAUAAAGAUAUUUUAGAUUCUUUGUUAGACUUUGGUUUUGAAAAGGAUAAGGCAAUAGAGGCAAUUAAAAAGGUAAAAAUAAAAAAUGUAAAUAAUUGUAUAUCUUAUAUUUAUGGAGAAGAUACCGUCGAGUUGGAUGAUGAGGCGAAUUUUGAAAAAGAAGAAGUAAAUUCUAAUAAUUUGGAUUCUAUAAUAAAUUUAGGAGUAAAAAAGGAAGUGGCUAUGGCAGCACUUAUAUUGAAUAAAAAUAAUUUACAAAAAGCUAUUGAUUAUAUAUUUUCUAAUAUGGAUGAUUUAACGGAUAGUAAGUGUAAUUUGAUUAUAAAUAGUAACAAGUGUAACGAUGGAUUGGCUAAUUAUGAAUUAGUAGCGUCUAUUGUACAUAUAGGAAACAAUGCCAAUUCGGGUCAUUAUAUAUGUUAUAUAAAGGAUGAAUCCAAGUGGUAUAUUUGCAACGAUAAUAAAAUUGGCUUAUGUGAAGGAAAUUUAGGUAAAGAUAGCGCAUACAUUCAUUUGUAUAAGAGACUUUCAUAA